Messenger RNA from Sugiyamaella lignohabitans, 813 nucleotides. RefSeq lists its product as uncharacterized. The record is from RefSeq and is a predicted model, not a curated record. NCBI's taxonomy places the organism in Eukaryota, Fungi, Ascomycota, Dipodascomycetes, Dipodascales, Trichomonascaceae. The transcript has a single exon. Bases 1 to 813 code for a protein of 270 amino acids.
AUGGAUCGAGCUCAGUAUGAAGCUGAACGAUUUUUUUACCAUUCACCUGUAACAUUAUAUUCAGUUUCCAAGCUAUUCAAUUUUAAUCCGGAUGUUGAUGAUGAAAAAGUGGAUGUAUAUCGUCGGUCAUUGAUGAAAAUUCUAAGGAAAAGAUAUCAUGUGCAAGAUAAUAGUUUGACUGAAACGCUAACUAUAGAUCAGGAUAUCGAAUGGAUGACUCUACCAGCUAACAGUUCAUUGACUUUGCACUUCAUUUUUAUACAUGGCGUGGAUAUGAACCGAAUACAUAGAGUCUGCCUUGCUACUGAUAAUGAUUCAAAUAGUGGAGUACUGUUAACAAGCUGCUCGCAUUUGAUGGCAAAUUUAAUUUGUGAAUGGAUAGAGAAAACUUUUGAUUGCCAAAUCCACCCUCUGCCAAUAAGCGACCAGUUCUUAUUACAACAAUACAAAGACUAUCUCUCACGCAGUCUUGAAAAUGAUGCAAUAGCUGACUCACAACUGAUAUUCAGUACCCCUACUGCGAAACCUGACUUGCGGACUAUAUCUGUAUCUUUGCCCGGUGAAGAUAUGUCCCAGAUUUACAGGAGAAUCCAAGAUAAGGAUGGUUCUAGUAUUUUUAAUGCAAUUUUGCAGUACAUUCAUAGAGAGGCCAAUUUAGAUCUUAACAGAUUUAAGCUUGAACGUGUCAAUUGUGGAGGGUUCGUCAUGACAACUACUGGCAAAAUUAAAUUUUUCCGCCAGUAUUAUACCUUUGACCAACUAAUUGACCUGGUGUUUGGAUUGCUCCAAAUAGCUUUGGGCAAAAUGAUCUAG